UUGAAAUAAAAAAUCAUUUCGACGUGGCAUUUUGUCUAUAUUCUAAAACGUGGCAUUAAUCAAAGUUUUUAACAAAAAAAAGACUGAAGAAUAAACGAUGAUUUACGCAUGUAAUCAUCUUUUUGCCUUUAUUGCAUUAAUCGCAUUAACAGUAAAGGCUCAACAAUAUUUUUCUAAUUCAGACGAUUAUGCAGAAACAGAAAGUGAACUGGUUUCUGUUGAACAUUCAAUUCAUGGAAGAAGUUUACCUAAAAUUGUUAUUAACAUAACAAGCAGAGGCAUUGAAAGGGAAUUUAUUUUACAGUCAUCAGAUGGUUUUUUUGCUGGUAGGGAUACAAAAAUUUGGGUUGCAAGAAAUAGAGGAGGCAAAUUAAAGUAUACACUGCAAAGGAAUAUUAUGGAGAAAGUGAAUAUUACAUUUUAUCACGAUGUUAAAACAAUGUCCGCAAUAACACACACUGUAAAUAAAGAUGGUAAUUCAGAAUUCAAUGGUGUUAUUGAUUCUAACAAAAUAAUACGAUCGUUAAAUAAUCACGAUCGCAAACGUCGAGAUGUUUCAUCAAAAUUACAGUACGAAUCAGCAAACAAUGAUAGCAAGAACUAUCACCUACUUUAUAAACGAGAUGCAUCUUCACCGAACCAUAAUAACUACUACCAAACUACUUAUGAUAGGAAUAACGAUUAUCAGCAGAAAAAGGAUUAUUCUAUAAAUAUUCCAAAAAUUGUCUAUCCGGAAAUUUUAGUCUUUGUAGAUAAAACAGUGUUUGAAUAUCAUAAAAAAGAUAUUGAAAAAACAACCGCUUAUGUUUUAACUAUUUUCAAUGGAGCAGAUCUUUAUUAUAGAGACAUGGACGAACCCUCAAUUCGUUUAAGCAUUGCUGGAAUUGUUUUGUGUGAGGAUCCAAUAAAUACAGGAACGUUGAACGGAAGUAGUUUCAAUGAAUUUGUCGCGACGGAUUUUGGAAAAUUUCUAUAUAGAGAAAAACAAUUUCGAAUAACAAUUGAUUACGAUGCUGUUGUUUAUAUAUUUAAUCCAAGUGAUAAACGCGGAUCGAAAGGCGUUGCAGACAUGGCAUCGGUUUGUCAAGUUUUAGUAGAAUUAGAGAUGGUAUUAUCACUGGCUGUUAUUACAGAUACAGGAAACCUUGAUGGAAUUCGUAUUGCUGCACAUGAAUUAGGUCAUUUAUUUGGUGCUGAUCAUGAUAUCAUACCGAAAAAAGUGUGUUGUUUUAAGAAAGGCUUUGUUAUGAGUUAUAACAUAUACGACCAGAAUCAAUUUUUCUUUUCUCCAUGUUCCAAAGAAUAUAUUAAAUGGUAUUUGAGUCAAGAAGAAGCGAAGUGCAUUCUAAAUAAUCCAGCUGAUAGAAGAAGUGAUAAUCAAAUAUUGAGAGUUUUGCCUGGACAAUUUAUGACAUUGGAUGAACAAUGCCAAAAAUCAGGAUAUACAAGAGCAUCUUCGGUGAAUGAAGACAUUUGCUUAAGAAUAAACUGCAUGAAAGGAAUUCAUUCUAUAACUGUAGAUGGUGCUGCACUUGAAGGGACUCCUUGUGACCUCGGAAAAUUCUGCCUAAGGGGAGAGUGUGUGAAUGUUCCAUUUAACAAUAGUGACAAGAAUGAAGAUAUAAAUAUUUUAUUUCCAUUUAAAUAUCAACCGAGUGGAAUGAAAAAAACUGCUGAACAACAAUGUGUUAAAUAUGAUUAUGAAGUUCCUGUCAAAUCUUUCUUUGAUGUUUGUGAACUAAAGUGCGUGAUAAAAACAGAUACCGCCUUUUACGUGAAACAGUAUAAUGCAGAUGAUGGAACCCCUUGCAAAAACGACGGAAUCUGUCAAAAAGGACAAUGUAUAGACGAUGAUUAUCGAUUUGCUAAUGAUUAUUGUAAAAAAGCUGGAACAACUGGUUUUAGUAAUUAUUCUACUAAGGACUGUACCUUUAACUGCAAAAUAGUUACUUACAACAUUUCUGACGAAUUUAUUAAUUUGUCUCACGUCGAAAUAAUAAGAAUCGAGGAACUAUUAGCUCCUGAUGGACAUUCUUGCAACAAUAGUGGAUACUGUCAAGAUGGUAAAUGCAUUAAUAAGAAAUUUUCUCCUGAUAUUAUUAUGGAUCCUUCCGUCGAUGAACGGUAUGGUGAAUUUGUAUCAUCCAUUGAACGUUGUAAACAGAGAGGAAUGAGAUGGGUGCUAGAUUAUAAAGACAGAUGCGUUACUCGAUGUGUUGAUAAUAAAAUCAAAGGAGGUCAUUAUAUUAAUGCUGAUACGGGACUCCCUUGCACUAACAAUGGAUUUUGUAAAUAUGGAAAAUGUGUUAAUCAAAAAUUAAAGAAUACAACUACUGCUUUGAAUAAUUCACAUUCUAAAUUUAAAUCUACCAUUGAACGUUGUCAAGAACUUGGAUUUUCUUGGGUUCAUGAUUAUAACAACGGAUGCACUACUUAUUGCCAAUUAACCGACAAUGAUGAUAUCGAAUAUGAUCAGGAGUAUUUGGAUGCAGAAAAUGGCUCACCUUGUAAUAAUAAAGGAUAUUGUCACGAUAAAAUAUGUGUUAAUAUGACAGUUAUUACAAGUAGCACAAGUAGUGCCACUAGUACAAGUAGUGAAAGCACUACAAGCAGUAGUAUUGAUACAACUUCAUUUGUCGAUAAAAUACCCGUCAGGAGUAAAAUUAUCCGUAAACAAUGUGAAGAUAUUGGAUUGACUACAUUAAAAUUUUUAAACGAUGGAUGCAUGGCAUUAUGUGAUGAUAAAUAUGGCAAUACACAUCAGUAUUUUAAUACUCCAGAGAGAUACCCUUGCGUUAUUAAUAACAAAACUGAUGGAUAUUGUCAAUCAGGAUAUUGUGAAGUUCAGUCAUUUACUACAAGUACUGUUAGCAUUACUGAUUCAACAACAUCUUUUAAUAAAUUACCUAGCAAUUUAGAAUCUCCUGUGGAGCAAUGCAUUAAUGCUGGAUACAUUGCCUUUCAUACUUUCGAUAGAUUUGACUGUACUGUUAUCUGCACCAAUGUAACUGAUCUUGAUUAUGACUAUGAUUAUGAAAAUGAAUAUGAGAAUGAUGAAACAAAUACUUUUCAAGAUUUGUCUCGACCAGAUGGAAUUGCUUGCAAAUACAAUGGAAAUUGCUCAAAUGGACAAUGUGUUAAUAUGUCGCUUAUUGAUCCUAACGACAAAUCAACAAAAUGGGAUUUCGAUGCAUUAAAAGUUUUUCAAAAUAAAACACGAAGGGUAAUAAAACAUGAAGGAGGUGGAAAUUAUUCAAAAUUAUUUAAUAAUGAAGAAAAUAAAAAAGAGAAUAAUGAUUCUAUUGAUUUGUCCGAUAUUGACGACGAUGUCAAAGAAUUUGCAAAGGACAUUAAAAUAUUUCUGUAGAAUAUUUUCAUUCUUUCAUAAAUGAUUUUCAUGUGAAAA
Molecule: messenger RNA, 3406 nt
Organism: Leptopilina heterotoma
Lineage: Eukaryota; Metazoa; Arthropoda; Insecta; Hymenoptera; Figitidae
Exons: 26
Coding region: 98-3367 (1089 amino acids)
Biological process (GO): proteolysis
Molecular function (GO): metalloendopeptidase activity
Source: RefSeq, a predicted model, not a curated record